AUGGCACACAUGAGGACCCAAAUAGAUCUACUCACGAAGCAUAUUAUUUCAAAGUCUGAAAAGGUAAAUGCUGUGGGACAGCUAAACAGGUAUGAAGGGGUGAAGGAGAUGAAAGGUGAUUUCUCCAGUAUGAGUCAACUGGUAGACUCUCACACCACCUCCAUCAAGCAAAUUGAGCAGCAAUUGAGGCAACUUUCAGCCUCAUUAAAUCAGAGGAAGAAUGGGUCACUACCAAGUGACACGAUCCAAAAUCCUAAGAUGGACGGGCAUUGCAUGGCUAUCACCACCAGGAGUGGUAAGAUUCUUAAUGACCCAAUUUCUGUAGGUAGUAAACAUGAGCAGGUCUUGGAGCAAGGUGGAAGAGAAGAGGAUGAAGCUGAACAAGUAGAUGACUUGGAUGAUGUUCAACCAAUAGUAAAAUCAGCAGGAGCAAAAGAAAAAGAGGUUGAGGGAACUAUGCCUUUACAUCAGAUCCUAAGACCACCUCCUUCUUUCCCUCAAAGGCGUAAAAAGAAAGCUAAGGAUGGGAAAUUCAUGAAAUUCAUCACCAUGCUGAGACAGCUAACAGUGAAUAUUCCACCAGUGGAAGCACUAAAGCAGAUGCCAAGAUAUGCCAAGUUCAUGAAAGACUUGGUCACAAAGAAAAGAGCUAUAAGUAUUGAUUUGACUGACAAUGUUCAUCACUAUAGUGCUAUUGCUACCGGGUCUCUGGCACAAAAGAAGGAGGAUCUGGGUGUAUUCACCAUACCGUGCAUCAUCAGAUCAAUCGAAUUUGUAAAGGCAUUGUGUGAUUUAAGAGCCAGUAUAAACUUGAUGCUGCUGGCCAUCUACAAGCAAUUGGGGUUAGAAGUUCCUAAACCCACAACAAUAAGGUUGAUGAUGUCAGAUAGGUCAGUGAAGCGACCUGUGGGCAUCCUAUGUGAUGUGCUCUUAAAGGUGGACACGUUCAUCUUUCUAGCAGACUUCGUAAUCUUGGAUUAUGAACUAGAUUUUGAGGUUCCCAUUAUUUUGGGAAGACCAUUUUUGGCCACUGGACGAGCAUUAGUAGAUGUUGAGAGAGGAGAACUGUAA
Molecule: messenger RNA, 1071 nt
Organism: Solanum verrucosum
Lineage: Eukaryota; Viridiplantae; Streptophyta; Magnoliopsida; Solanales; Solanaceae
Exons: 2
Coding region: 1-1071 (356 amino acids)
Source: RefSeq, a predicted model, not a curated record